Messenger RNA from Acanthisitta chloris (rifleman), 1017 nucleotides. RefSeq names its product potassium channel tetramerization domain containing 7 (gene KCTD7). Bases 46 to 915 code for a protein of 289 amino acids. NCBI's taxonomy places the organism in Eukaryota, Metazoa, Chordata, Aves, Passeriformes, Acanthisittidae. Gene Ontology annotation, molecular function: protein binding. Gene Ontology annotation, biological process: protein homooligomerization. The transcript has 4 exons. The record is from RefSeq and is a predicted model, not a curated record.
GCCACGGCUGCCUCCCCUGCAGACCUGCUCCCCAGAGCCAGAGGGAUGGUGGUAGUUACGGGGCAGAGCAAAGUGAGUGGAAACCCGGAUGAUGCCAUGUCGAGCUCGGAUGCAGAGGAUGAUUUCCAAGAGCCAGCCACUCCUACUGCCACCCAGGCAGGACAGGCACUACCUCUGCUGCCUCAGCAGUUUCCAGAAGUUGUUCCACUGAACGUAGGAGGAAUGUACUUCACGACGAGACUGUCCACGCUGAGACGCUACGAGGACACCAUGCUGGCAGCUAUGUUCAGUGGGAGACACUAUAUUCCAACAGAUGCUGAAGGCAGAUACUUCAUCGACAGAGAUGGAACCUACUUUGGAGACAUACUUAACUUUCUGCGAUCUGGUGACCUGCCACCCAGAGAACGAGUGAGGUCAGUUUACAAGGAAGCUCAGUAUUAUUCCAUAGGACCAUUGCUAGACAAUCUAGAGGAUAUCCAACCUCUUAAAGGAGAAAAAGUUAGACAAGCUUUCCUGGGCCUAAUGCCAUAUUACAAAGACCAUUUGGAACGGAUAAUUGAAAUAGCAAAGCUUCGAGCUAUGCAGAGAAAAGCCAGGUUUGCAAAGCUGAAGGUGUGUGUCUUCAAGGAAGAGAUGCCCAUCACUCCCUAUGAGUGCCCACACUUCAACUCCUUACGCUUCGAGAGGAGCGAGAGCGAGACGAAGCUCUUUGAACACCACUGCGAGGUGGAUGUGUCCUUUGGCCCCUGGGAGGCUGUGGCUGAUGUCUAUGACCUGCUGCACUGUAUCGUGACAGACCUGUCUGACAGAGGGAUAACUGUGGAUCACCAGUGCAUUGGGGUGUGUGAUAAGCACCUGAUUAACCACUACUACUGCAAACGACCUAUCUAUGAGUUCAAGAUUACUUGGUGGUGAGUUACUUGGCCCAGAACUCUGCAAGGGAUGAAAGGACUUCUGGAUGACAGUGGCUUGUAAUGGUUUUGCAACACGUCUCUGGAAAUGCCUUGCUGCUAACAU